This is a messenger RNA of Phaeoacremonium minimum UCRPA7, 1731 nucleotides long. Its product is annotated as putative amp-binding domain protein. The transcript has 5 exons. The record is from RefSeq and is a predicted model, not a curated record. Bases 1 to 1731 code for a protein of 576 amino acids. Lineage: Eukaryota; Fungi; Ascomycota; Sordariomycetes; Togniniales; Togniniaceae.
AUGUCGGGACCACCAUCGCGUCUGAGGAACAUCCUUGGGCAUCUCUGGUCCUCGUCUCAGAACGAGCCUGCCGAUUACGUUCACAGCCAUCAUAUCCACCAGCUGUCGCCGACAUUCUUCUUGGAGCGCGCGGCGGCUAUCGAGCCGAAUGCGGAGGCCAUCUAUCAUGUCACUGCCAAUGGCGCAAUCCUGAGACGUUCAUACACCGAGUUCGCAGACCGCGCUCGGGGACUGGCGUAUUAUCUGAAGAACCAUGGGUUCAAGAGAGUCGGCAUACUAGCCCCGAACACACCAGCUUUCCUUGAGUCCAUUUACGGCAUCGUGGCCGCAGGCGCUGUCAUAGUGCCGGUCAACUACCGGCUGAAGACGGAUGAUAUAUUUUACAUAUUUGACUUUGCAGAAGUUGAUCUCAUUAUUGUCGAUGCCGAAUUUGAGCAUUUAUUGGACGCCUUCAAGAAAGUGCAUCCCAGUGUACCUCUGAUCAUUGACACUGAUACCGAUGCGACUGAGGGCGAACUUAGCGGGCCGUUCGACGAUGUGGUUUUAGAGGGACUCACAUAUGAUCGUUUGAAUGGGAAUAAGGGCUGGGCUGGGCUGCAUUCUCAGAGCAGCAAUGAGGAUGAUAUGUUAGCUAUUCCGUUCACGUCCGGCACAACUUCACGACCGAAGGGUGUAGUAUAUACACACAGAGGUGCCUAUCUUGCCGCGCUUGCAAAUGUGGUAGAGUCAGGACUCAAUGUCUAUGAUGGACGUUGCAAAUAUUUGUGGACUCUUCCUAUGUUCCAUGCCAUGGGAUGGACGUUCCCGUGGUCCGUCGUAGCAGUUCGAGGCACCAAUGUCUGCUUACGGAAGAUUGAUUACCCCUUAAUAUGGCGAUUACUGAAGGAAGAAGGCAUCACACAUUUCAACGCAGCUCCCACUGUCAACACAUUGUUAUGUGCAGCAGAAGAGGCCGAGAAACUGCCACAAAUCGUUCGAGUGACUGUUGCGGCCAGUCCACCCACGGGUCACCUCUUCGAACAAAUGAUGAACCUGAACUUGCAUCCCGUCCAUGUCUAUGGUAUGACAGAGACUUAUGGACCCAUCACUAAGGGUUAUAUCCUUCCGGAAUGGGAUUCAUUGCCAAAACACGAUAAAUACGCACUAAUGGCCAGGCAAGGCCACGGCUUCGUAACAAGUCUGCCAAUCCGCGUGGUGAAACAAGACCAGCCAGAAGGUGUAUUCAUUGACGUCGAGAAGAAUGGUAAAGAGAUCGGUGAAAUUGUUUUCUUUGGCAAUAUCUGCGCAAAAGGUUACUAUAAAGACCCUGAAGCGACGAGAAAACUCUUCUUGGGCGGAGGCUUGCACUCUGGUGACUUGGCAGUGAUGCACCCGGACGGCAGCGCACAGAUUCUCGAUCGAGCUAAAGAUAUCAUCAUCUCUGGUGGUGAGAACAUCUCCUCAGUGGCACUUGAGAGCAUGCUAGUUGAGCACCCUGACGUCUUGGAAGCUGGUGUUGUUUCCGUCCCAGACUCCCACUGGGGUGAACGCCCGAAAGCAUAUAUCACUGUGAAGAUAGGAAAGACCCUGCAAGGCAAGGAUCUUAUUGACUGGGCUAAGCACCAGAGUCAAAUCAGCAAAUUCAUGGUUCCACGGGAGGUCGAGAUUGUUACAGAGCUACCGAAAACGAGUACGGGCAAGAUCAAGAAAAAUGUAUUAAGAGAAUGGGCCAAGCAUGGCCAUAAGGAGUAA